Dendrobium catenatum is the source of this 819-nucleotide messenger RNA. RefSeq names its product ubiquitin-40S ribosomal protein S27a. Gene Ontology annotation, cellular component: cytoplasm; ribosome; nucleus. Gene Ontology annotation, biological process: protein ubiquitination; modification-dependent protein catabolic process; translation. Gene Ontology annotation, molecular function: protein tag activity; ubiquitin protein ligase binding; structural constituent of ribosome. The coding region runs from base 121 to 591 and encodes 156 amino acids. The record is from RefSeq and is a predicted model, not a curated record. The transcript has a single exon. Lineage: Eukaryota; Viridiplantae; Streptophyta; Magnoliopsida; Asparagales; Orchidaceae.
UAUAGCUCUAAGAAACCCUAAUUCAAGCCUUAGCCGUCUGCGUUUUUGUUGGACCUCCCACCUUUAUAUACCGAUCUUGAUCGCUUUCGGCGGCUUCUGCCGCCUCUGUUCGCUGGCAAGAUGCAGAUCUUCGUGAAAACCCUAACGGGGAAGACGAUUACCCUGGAGGUGGAAUCCUCCGAUACCAUUGACAACGUUAAGGCCAAGAUCCAGGACAAGGAAGGCAUUCCUCCGGACCAGCAACGCCUUAUCUUCGCCGGUAAGCAGCUCGAGGAUGGACGUACUCUGGCCGACUAUAAUAUCCAGAAGGAGUCGACCCUCCACCUCGUCCUUCGCCUCCGCGGAGGCGCUAAGAAGCGUAAGAAGAAAACAUACACCAAGCCCAAGAAGAUUAAGCACAAAAAGAAGAAGGUAAAGCUCGCUGUGCUACAAUUUUAUAAAGUAGACGACUCUGGCAAAAUGGCGCGUCUCAGGAAGGAGUGCCCAAACGCCGAGUGCGGUGCUGGGACUUUUAUGGCGAACCACUUUGAUCGCCACUAUUGCGGCAAGUGCGGUCUCACUUACGUCUACCAGAAGGCCCAAGGUGAGUGAAAGUUGGGGCGAUGGCUACUGAGGGGAAUGAUGCUUGUUAAUUUCUGCUAUUUAUUUGGUAUUUUAGCUUUCUUUUAGUUUGGUUGGCUAUUUGAAUUUUUAUGAAGAGAACAUGCUACUUUGUCUGGUGUAAUCGCCUUAUUUGGAUAUGGUGAAUUCUGUCUUUCUUUAUAAACAUUUUCUUUUGGAUUAGAUUUCCCAAACAGUUAUUUGAGCUGAUUUUGAUUU